AUGGUCGACGAGAACGACCCUACUCAUCAGAAUCCUACAAAGGACGUCGAGUACGAUGCUCAUCGUAAUCCUACAAAGGACGUUGAGGAGAACGUGAUGGUCGACGAGAACGACCCUACUCAUCAGAAUCCUACAAAGGACGUCGAGUACGAUGCUCAUCAUAAUCCUACAAAGGACGUUGAGGAGAACGUGAUGGUCGACGAGAACGACCCUACUCAUCAGAAUCCUACAAAGGACGUCGAAUACGAUGCUCAUCAGAAUCCUACAAAGGACAUCGAGUACGAUGCUCAUCGUAAUCCUACAAAGGACGUCGAGUACGAUGCUCAUCGUAAUCCUACAAAGGACGUCGUUACUGCACAUCAGCAGGUUACUGCCCAGGAGGAGGACGAUGCUCAUCAGAAUCCUACAAAGGACGUCGUUACUGCACAUCAGCAGAGUCCUACCAAGGACGUCGAGGAGAACAUGGAAUCAGACUACUACGAUCCUACUCAUCGCAGGAACGUGAAAUCCAAAGGCUAUGACCCUACUUAA
Penaeus monodon (black tiger shrimp) is the source of this 531-nucleotide messenger RNA. RefSeq names its product ring-infected erythrocyte surface antigen-like. The record is from RefSeq and is a predicted model, not a curated record. Lineage: Eukaryota; Metazoa; Arthropoda; Malacostraca; Decapoda; Penaeidae. Bases 1 to 531 code for a protein of 176 amino acids. The transcript is spliced from 2 exons.